Messenger RNA from Boleophthalmus pectinirostris (great blue-spotted mudskipper), 3745 nucleotides. It is a transcript of the gene lmbr1, whose product is annotated as limb development membrane protein 1. Gene Ontology annotation, molecular function: transmembrane signaling receptor activity. Bases 138 to 1619 code for a protein of 493 amino acids. The transcript is spliced from 17 exons. Lineage: Eukaryota; Metazoa; Chordata; Actinopteri; Gobiiformes; Gobiidae. The record is from RefSeq and is a predicted model, not a curated record. Gene Ontology annotation, biological process: signal transduction.
UUUGGCACGGAGCGGGUUUGCCUUGAUGUAAAACAGUCGGGUUUGCGCUGAAGAAGGAAGAGAAUGCACUUGAUCAUCCAGAUCCAACAACUUAACAUGUAGUGCCUCUUCGGAUCUUUGUAGGUGCAAUAUGAAGCAUGGAAGAAGACGAUGUUACCAUCAGAGAGCAGAAUUUCCACAGCCAAGUUCGCGAGUACAUUAUAUGCUUUCUCCUGUUUGCUGUUCUCUACAUUGUCUCAUACUUUAUCAUAACACGAUACAAGAGGAAAACUGAUGACCACGAGGAUGAAGAUGCUAUUGUCAACAGAAUAUCAUUGUACUUGUGCACCUUUACCCUGGCUGUGUCAGGUGGUGCCGUCUUCCUACUGCCUUUCUCAAUCAUCAGUAACGAGAUCCUUCUCUCUUUCCCCAAAAACUACUACAUUCAGUGGCUCAAUGGCUCGCUCAUCCACGGACUGUGGAACCUGGUGUCUCUUUUCUCCAACCUCUGCCUUUUUGUCCUGAUGCCCUUUGCUUAUUUCUUCUUGGAGUCUGAGGGGUUUGCAGGAUCUAAAAAGGGCAUAAAAGCACGCAUUCUGGAGACUUUUGUCAUGCUCUUCCUGUUGGCUCUGCUCAUCCUGGGUAUUGUGUGGGUAGCAUCAGCACUCAUAGACAAUGAUGCAGCCAGUAUGGAGUCAUUAUAUGAUCUUUGGGAAUUUUACCUACCCUAUCUUUAUUCUUGUAUAUCUCUAAUGGGAGGACUGCUUUUACUUUUGUGCACUCCAGUGGGACUGUCUCGGAUGUUCACCGUCAUGGGACAGUUGCUAGUGAAGCCAACAAUCCUGGAGGAUCUGGAUGAGCAGAUUUACUGUAUCCAUUUGCAGGAGGAAUCGCUUCAGAGGAGAUUGAACGGGUCUUCCAUCCAUCCCACAUAUACCAGACCUGGCUUUGCCUACCAGCUCCACAAAGAACUGGACAAUGUUAGAAAUCAGAGGAAUAAACUGGAGAGAAGAAAGAAAGCAUCGGGUUGGGAAAAGAACUUGUUGUAUCCUAUGGUCAUGCUCAUUCUGCUUAGUGGAACGACAAUCUCUGUUCUGAUGGUGGCAUUAAAUAUCCUCUAUCUUCUGGUGGAUGAGACUGCAAUGCCCAAAGGAUCCACAGAUCGUGGAAUUGGCAACACCUCUCUGUCUACAUUUGGUGUGGCUCAAGCUGUGCUGGAGAUUAUCCUCAUGUUCUACUUGAUGGUGUCUUCCGUUGUUGGCUUUUACAGUCUACGAGUCUUUCAGGGACUUACUCCAAGAAAGGAUGAUACAACCAUGACAACGAUUAUUGGUUGUUGUGUGUCCAUCUUGGUCUUGAGUUCAGCAUUGCCAGUCAUGUCCAGAACAUUAGGUAUUACCAGGUUUGACCUUUUGGGAGACUUUGGGAGAUUUAAUUGGCUGGGAAACUUUUACAUUGUUUUGUCAUACAACAUGCUGUUUGCAGUUGUCACAACACUAUGCCUUGUGAGAAAAUUCACCUCUGCAAUACGAGAGGAGCUCCUGAAAGCAUUAGGUCUGGAUAAAUUACAGCUGUCAAACAGCCCAACAGACCCGGAAUCUGGGAAGCUCUCUGCAAACGGGCAUCAGAAAACUCUGUGAAAAGGACAUAAGAUCAACAGCAUGUUCACACACACACACACACACACACACCUUAGCACAGCCAAAGGGAGAUUUCAACAGAACUGCCUGUCUGCUGAAAGGUAAAGGGAUUGGAAAGAACUUAAUAAACCCAGGCAGUGUCUGAUGGAUGCUGCAAAUGGAGGCUGAGAGCAAUUUAGCUUCAUGACAUUCCAUCGCCUGCAUCUUGGAUGGAGCUGGGACAGAGCCAGGAGGAGUGAAAAAGACUGGCAACACUGCAGUAACCUUGACGUUGACCUCAAUAGGAACGGUGACUUAAAACACUUUUCUGGCUUUUCAAAUAAUCCCCUUCUGCUCAACUCCUGUUUGGUUCUCCCUCUGCUCCUUUCAAGUGGCUAGAGCAGGUGAAAUAAUGCACCUUCUGUGAUGGAGAAGUUCUCCCAUAUUUCCAUUGGUCUGUCAUGAAUGUGGGAACUCAAAACAGGUAUGUCUCCAAAUUCAUGUUUUUAUUGAUUUCCCAAUUUUGCUUCACGCAAUUGUAAAACAUGUAUAGCUUAUAGAUUGGUCUUGUAGGUCUUAUUUUUUAUGGCUGUAGCCAAGACUGGUUGUAACGUAAGAUAGUGUUUAAAAUAUAGAACUUGAGGGACAUGUCACUGAGCAGUAAUAAAUGGUAAUCUGAGCUUGUUUUGUUUAUUCUUAAAGUUGGACUACCAACAUUUUAAUAUGCAUCAGUUGCUAUUAUAUUUGUGCAUCAGCUUUUAUUGACAGAGCUGACGUAAAAUCUGUUUUUAUCUGAUUUGUAAAUGUUGUAUUUACAUGUACAUAUAUUCUUUUCAUACCUCUUUUGAGCUUCUGGAUGUAAAAUAGGGAUUUUAAUUAAGUACAAAGAUUUUCUGUCAUGUAAAUCUUGUUUUAUAACAUCUUGUACCUUAAUGCAGCAUUUUCAGAAAAGGGUUAGUGAGUGCUUGAUUGCAGAGACUAGGUAACUCAGGCUCCAUGUAUUUGUUGUAUAGCUGCAUUAUAAUGAACUGUGAUGUUUUCAGUGUCCAGUACCACCUUGAAUGCCUUAAACUGUCUGUGAAUCUGUAGUCAGCUCAUUGUUGAAGUUGAUGAAGGUUGUAGUCGUCAUGUGUCGUAUGGUAUGUCUAUGUGAUGUGAGACAGUUCCACUGUGAUGCCCCUGUAUGGCAAGUUUAAAGGUACAAUGACUUAAAUAUGCCCAAUAAAUAUCCCUUUUUUUGUAUUAUAACAGUCUUUUUCACAAUUUGCAGGGGGCCUAUAAAUUAACCUUUUUGGCCAAUGUCCUGCCUUUAAAAUGGGAGGAUGAAAACAUAAGAAAAUAUAAAUGAUCAGUAAUGAAUUAAAGCUGCAUAAAACAGUCUUUUUGAGUUUACUAUUUUGAUACUUGGGCUUGGCUAAAACCAGCACUACCUGGGUAGAGGCAGAAAUGAACUUUUGAAUGUUAUAAAUUUUUGAAAAAAGUUUGCCAGCACAUAAAUCAAACAAAAAUAUUACCCAUGAUAUCAUCAGAGUUGCCAGUAAGCAGUCUAUGAAGACAUCAAUUUAUUGAUUGGCCAGAUAUACAUUAUAUACACAUAUUUACAGAUAUAAAUCUCAAAUUUCGUAUCUUUGAUGGAUUAAUGAUUAUUAAUACUGAUAAUUAGAGCUAGGUGAGAGAGCAUUUUUAUUGGAGUUCCUGUGCAUAGUAUACCAGAAAACUGGGACCACUUGUAUAGUAGCACUUUUCUAUGCUAUUUUGUCCCACAGAUAAAAAAAAAAAAGUUACUAAAAAUACAUGACUUUCUUUGUAUUGCCAAUGAGAAAUAUGUCGCCCCCCCCCCCCCCCCCAAACCUAAAAUAGCUGAGGAAUGCAAUUGUGAACUGCAUUGAUUGUUAUCUCCUAAAAUAAAACCCAGUAGCACUCAUGUUAUGGUAACAGUCAUUUCUAAUCCUUAAUUUUAUGUUUACUGUCAAAAAGCAGCAGCAGCAGCUUUUGUCAUUAUUAAUGUAACCUUUGGUAUAUGUUCUGUGUAUGUUUUUUGUUUGUUUGUUUGUUUGUUUUUUUACAUUUCAUGUAAAUAAAUUGUAUGUACCUGUAAUUUUUUUUUACGGUCUCUGUGUUUGCAAAUAAAGAAAUCUUGCAACCAU